This is a messenger RNA of Zygotorulaspora mrakii, 273 nucleotides long. RefSeq names its product SEC61-beta family protein. The coding region runs from base 1 to 273 and encodes 90 amino acids. Lineage: Eukaryota; Fungi; Ascomycota; Saccharomycetes; Saccharomycetales; Saccharomycetaceae. Gene Ontology annotation, biological process: intracellular protein transport. Gene Ontology annotation, cellular component: Sec61 translocon complex. The transcript has a single exon. The record is from RefSeq and is a predicted model, not a curated record.
AUGUCUACUACAGCUACGCCUCCAGGUGGUCAACGUACUUUACAGAAGAGAAGACAGGCACAAAAUGCAAAGGACAAACAGUUGAAGCAAACACCAGCUUCCAGUAGACAGGCAGGGCAUGGUGGUUCCUCUAGCUCUAUAUUGAAGAUCUACACGGACGAAGCCAAUGGAUUGAGGGUGGACCCCUUGGUGGUCUUAUUCCUUGCUGUUGGAUUUAUCUUUUCUGUUGUCGCUCUACAUGUGAUUGCCAAGGUUACUGGUAAGAUCUUUUAG